This is a messenger RNA of Carassius auratus (goldfish), 953 nucleotides long. RefSeq names its product WASH complex subunit 5 (gene washc5). The record is from RefSeq and is a predicted model, not a curated record. Gene Ontology annotation, cellular component: WASH complex; endosome. The coding region runs from base 605 to 940 and encodes 111 amino acids. The transcript is spliced from 4 exons. NCBI's taxonomy places the organism in Eukaryota, Metazoa, Chordata, Actinopteri, Cypriniformes, Cyprinidae. Gene Ontology annotation, biological process: endosome fission; actin filament polymerization; endosome organization.
UCAGAAAGUAGAUCUGCUGUUUUUUUUUCCUCAUCAUGGUGGACUUUCUGGCAGAGAACAACCUGUGUGGUCAGGCCAUCCUGAGGAUCGUGUCCAGAGGAAAUGCCAUCAUAGCAGAAUUACUCAGACUCUCAGAAUUUAUUCCUGCAGUUUUCAGACUCAAAGACAAGAGCGACCAGCAGAAAUAUGGAGACAUCACCUGUGUGACAUCAGCUGCAGGAUUUAGCAGGAAUCUUCUGUUUCUUCAUUGCAGAAUUUUCUGACAGUCUUUCAGAGGAACAUCCUGAAGGACAAAGCUGUGGUUGACGUCUUUAAAGCUCUGCUGACGGCUGUCAAUCCCGUCAAAGGCAUUGUGGCAAAUGCAAGCAAAGUCUACAUCAACGCUGUGGCCAAAACCCAGAAGAUCUGGCCAGCGUAUCUGGAAGCCAUCAUGAAGGUGCUGCUUUCUUUUAAUCUAUGGAUUCAUCUUUUUCAGCAUCACUAUUCCAGAUCAAUCAAUGAUCCUUUGACAGGUGGGUCAGAUGCAGAUCUUGAGGCAGCAGAUAGCUACUGAACUGAACUACUCCUGCAAAUCUGAUUCAAGACACCUCGCUGCGUGUUGGGAAUGAUGUUUCCUCCUUAUUUAUUUCUUAGCACUUGGGCUGGUUUUAGCUUCUCCCGCAGACAUCUUCCAGUGUUCGUCAGCAUCGCUCAGCUGCCAAAACUGCAGUACAACACAAGCCAAGGGAUGACGUGCAGGAAGGCUGCAGAUCCGCUGGACUGGGCUCCUCUGGUGUUGGGUCUCCUGACGCUGCUCAAACAGUUUCACUCCAGAGACACCCAACACUUCCUGGCUCUGAUCGGACAGUUUAUUCACUCCAUAAUGGAGCAGUGCACCAGAUAUGCCUUCAGAUGUAGUCGGAGCAUUAAUGUUUCUGGAGGACUAUGUGCAUUAUACUAAACUGCCCAGAAAU